AAACUAUAUAAAUAUGUUGUAAUGGAAACUGGUGCUCGAUUUAUUGAAUGGAGGUAUGGUGUUCCCGAAAAAGUAUCGCGCUGUAACUAGUAACUAUACGAAGUUUCUGAAGAAUCUGCAUACGGAGCAGAUCGCAAAGCUUCACGCUAAAAAUCAGCAUGAGUGCGAUCUGUUGGAAGACCUUCGCACAUAUACCAUCAAGCGGUCCGCUAUAGAGAAGUCGUACUCGGAGGCGCUACUCAAGAUCUCCUCGGCGUACCUCAACAAGAAAAUACCAAAUAUACCCGACAUAAAGGUGGACGGCGCCGAAGAGAAAUGGAACAUGUGGAAUGUAUGGCGCACCGUCCUUGAGGAGAAUGAGAAGUUGGCGCGUGCCCGAUUGGCUGCCGUCGAAGUGUUUCAGCAACAGAUUGCGGAUGAAGCCAAGUUCCUAAGACAGCACAAACUUAAUGUCGCCAAAAAGUGCACAGAUUCACUCGCGCAGGCUCAUAAAGAACUACAAUUAAGUGUGGUCGACAUAGACAAGACCAAGAAGUUGUACUUUGAUGAAGAACACACUGCCCACGAUGUCAGGGAUAAAGCUAAGGAUAUCGAGGAAAAGUUAAAGAAGAAGAAGGGUUCCUUCUUCCAAUCGAUCACUUCACUGCAGAAGAACAGUGCUAAGGUCUCGUCCCGCAGAGACCAAUUAGAGGAAAAGUCCACAGGAGCCAGAAAUGACUACUUACUCAGCAUCUCUGCUGCAAAUGCCCAUCAGAACCGUUAUUUUUUGGUGGAACUGCAAUCCUGCAUGCAAAACAUGGAAUCGGCCGUGUAUGAGAAAGUAUCAGAGUUCCUAACUCUGAUGGGCCGCACUGAACUCCUCACCUGCUCAGCCACUCAGCACUCGUUUGGAAAAAUCAGGGACCAAGCUCAGCAGCUCACCAGAGAAUACAAUUUACAAUGCGUGUACUUAUACUAUCCCGUGUUGAAACAACACAUUCAGUACGAGUUCGAGCCAUGUGACAACGACCCCAUAGACACAGUGACCAUAGAGCAUGACUCUGUGGCACUGACACUGGGCCAGGAGGCACGCAGGUGGGCCACACGAGUGGUCCGAGAGACAGCGCUGGUGAGGGACGCCACCCGUAAACUGCAUCUGUACCAAGCUAUGAGGGAUGCCGGCCAAAAGGUGGAUCCUAACGACCCAAACGGACCAGAACUCGAGGUUAGAAUGGAUGAACUGCGAGCUAACAUACGUCGUUCUGAGACCUCCAAAGCUAAGUACGAGGCCAGACUAGAGUGCUUGAGGACCGGUGGCGCUCCUGUCGAUGAGUGGUUGAAGGAGGUUGAUCUCCUUGCUGUGCAGGAUACACUGCCUCGCAGUAGUAGCCUGCUAAGUGUGCGGACGGAUGCAUCUGGUGCGGCUGAUCAACCCAGUUCCGAUUCAUUCUACGACAGCGACAAUACUGAAGGGGAAGCCGGUACAUCGGGAGGAGUUACCGCCGCGUCCGGUGGUCACCAGCGGACCACCUCGGACUCGCAGCAUGAAGACGAACACGACGAAGAUGUUGAUGCUGUUCUGGAAGAAGAGCGGAUGCGGAUAGAACAACUAACAGUGGGUUGGGACGAUCCCACCCAAGUGAACUGGGGCGAACCGGAAUCCGAUACCGCGGCGCCGGAGACCAGGGAACCGCCAGCGGCACCAUUGUACAAAUGCACAGCAUUGUACUCUUAUACGGCUCAAAAUCCAGACGAGUUGUCUAUAAUAGAAAACGAACAACUGGAAGUGGUUGGCGAGGGUGACGGUGAUGGGUGGCUCCGAGCCAGGAACUACCGCGGCGAGGAGGGCUACGUACCACACAACUACCUGGAUAUUGACAGCGAACAGGUAACAACGACAUCAAGUGCUCCCGGCCUGGUCACCCAGAUAUCGUUCUCUUCAGUGGACUACACGGUAGAGGGAGAGGACGCCGACGUAGUACAAUCCCCGGAUCAAAUAUCCGUGAUAUCGGCGCCAGUCGCGAAGCCUGACGAACCAACAAAGGUGGAGGCCCAGAAACCAGAAGUAUCGAAGGUGGAACAGCUCCCAACUUUGGGCUACUGCUUUGCAUUGUAUGAUUACGAUGCAGACGCUAAUGAUGAGCUAAAUCUGGAAGAGGGGCAGAUAAUUCGCAUCGUAUCGCGCGAUGCUCACGGCGUCGAUGACGGCUGGUGGCGUGGUGAGGCCAACGGUAUUGUUGGCAACUUCCCGUCUCUCAUCAUCGAGGAAUGUGAUGAGAAUGGGGAGCCACUGAGUGGUGGCGAAGACUGGACACCACCAGGUUCUGCACCACCCGUGUUCGCGUCGCCGCCCGGCUCCCCGCCCGGCACCGGCUGCGAGGACGAACUGAUCGUGAAUGAAAACAACAAUACAAAAAGCGCGGCGCCACCGGCGGAUCCGCCACCGCCGCCGCCGGCAGACCUCGGCGACUCAAUGGAUAGCCAGCCGGACUUCAGUUUUAACCUAGAACUCACAAGGAACCAGCAUGAACAGUACGGUACGCAGUUCUCGGCUCCGGACAUUGUCGGACCUGCUACUGUCACCAUAGUUGUCGAUGAGGUUCUGGGUGACAAUUUUGAGGACGAGGAGGAGGACGAGCAGCCACCUCCGCCGCCCCAGCCGAUCAAGCCUGUGCCGCCAAAAGUUGAACUGCCAGACGACUGCGGGCUUGGCGUGGCACAAAUCGUGAUCACAGCCGCCACGCCGAUGAUCGAAGAGCCUGAACAACCGUUCCCACCACCUGAGCCGGAGCCGGAGCCCGAUCAUCACGAAGAACCCGAGCGCAACGAAGACAACGAAGAUGAUUCUUCUCUUUCGGAGCAAACGGCCGUCUGCCUUCGAGAUUCUGAUGAUGGGCCGGCGGAUUCGGCACCCCACCCAGCGUCCAGUUCUACAGCUUCGGAAGGUGAGUCGACGGGGGCUUCAGUAGCGUCCGGUCCGCCAACUGCCCCACAGUCGCCCCCGGCGGCUCCACGUGCAGGCCGAGCCUCUAUUCCUGACGAGUUAGAACCGGCACAACUAGCAAGGCUCACAGACUUGAAAGAGUCGAAUGCUUAAGCCUAAAGCGACCCGCCUACCGUUAAGCCCGGUACUGACGAUGUAUGUAAACGGAUUUCAUAAGUAUUAGUUUAAAUAUCCACGCAUAACUUUUUACACAGAGACUGCACUUUAAAGUACAUUUAGUAGAAAGUUAUUAAUAAAGUAUAAAUUUAUAUUUCCAAGCUAUAUUACCUUGAAGUCACUUCUAUGUAAAGUAGAACAAGCAUACCCUAAGGUAUCCUCCAAAUUGGAAAAUUUUAACAAAAUCUGUUUGACAAUGAACUAUUGUCUCUUAGUUUUCAUUAUUAUUUCAAUUGGUAUUAAAUAAUUUCAGAAAUAAAUAACUACUCUGUAAAAAGUAGUGCGAGAGCAUCUAGCUCAUCCGUUUGGAUGCAUCGUCACUUUCGAGAUUAAGACCAACCGCGUAUUGUGAAAAAAAUUAAAUUAGACAAAUUCUGACGCUCACGUGAAUUCAGUUUGAACUGGAUGAGAGAAUAGGGCAGUCCACGGGAUUUGGUAUGAAACGUCAGUCGAGCGGCGGAAUUUUUCUAUUAGAAAAUGUUUGACAAUUCGCGACUGGACUUGAGCUGGCGCUACUAUGAUCAAUUAGUAUGUGGCCAACAGAUACCCCUAGUAUGUAACCCUGCCUAUAAUCUCCUUACACUACGAACUUUGGCACAUAUUGGUUGAUCAAUUAUGACCGUUUCUCUGCCAUACAACUUUUAAUUUCACAUAGUAUAUAUACUUAUAUAGCAACGCGAUAUUGUUCCAUGUAGUCAAAUAAUAAAUUUUGAUGGCCAAGUUUAUAGUUUCACGAGAUUACCAACAGUGCGUGUAAACAAAUUAAUUUCUAAAAGUUACCAGAAUAUGUACCUAAUUUAGAUAGUUUAUUAGGUAUAAAUUAAGUUUUACUAUUUAGCUUUCAAUCGAAUUUUAUCACCGUUUCGAUUGUACAAUAAUAUAUAUAGUUACAGCAAAAGUUUUGUUAGAAAAUAUUGAUGUUAGAAUAAUAUUGUUAUAACAUUUAAUACUUUGUUACAAUAGAAAUACAUUAUAUCUCUAUUUACGCCUAUAAAACGAUAUGAAAUGUAGGUGCCUAAGUAGUUUACAGUGUGGUUCCUGCUAUAGAUAUAUGUAUUGCCUAUUUGAUUCAGUGUCGAUCAAUUGUUUUAUUUAGUUAUAGAAAAAAUUAACGUUUUUAAGUUAGUCAAAUUAGUCGCCUUACAAAUAAAUUAUAAAAGUUCUCAGUAGAUUCUGUGCGAUAUUAUUUUUUUAGGAUUAGUUCACUAAUAAAUUAGAAAAUAUCUCGAUAUUCUACUAAUUCUUUAUUAAAAUAGUUUUUAUGUUGCGAACAAACUAAAUAAUGCAUCGAAAUCAACUUUCUACAUGUAAGCUUUGUACCUGAAAACAUACAUUCUUAUGCGAAGUGAUAUUAUCAUUGUUCACAUAUAUACUUAGAGAAUUCUAUAGAGUUUUAUUAAUGUUGAAUUGUGUUGUGGUUUUUAUCGAACCAAUAGUUAUAACCGUGCGAGUGAGCCACGCAAGUGGCACCUGUGAUGACAGUGGCGGCAUGGGAUAUGGUAUGUGGCAGUCGCUUCAAGGUAGAGUAAACCAGAAACGACUUUAAUUUGCUGACCUGAGUUAGAGAGGUGAACAUCUCAGAAAUAAUCAAGUAAAUUAGUUAUGAUUAAACAAAGAAUAUUAUAACGAUACGUAUACUUUACCUCACUUAGUAUUUUAACUUUACUUGCAAGUAAAGGAGAGUAUUGUUCUGCGAAUAUUAAUAUUAUUAUAUGUGUAUGUAGCAACUAGGGUGUAGUAAUGCCCCAAAUACUGCCUAAUCAAACCAACUGCCGGUAACAUAGGUCUACUUUAAGCGAAAGGAUAGAACGUUUUAUUUAUGUACCUAAAAUCAUUUUCCAAGUAGGUGGCUCUAACUCACUUGAUCAACCAAUUUAUUGUAUAUGGCGCAGCGAGAAACGGUCAUAACUAUAUGUAGAUGUAUUGUGUAUAUACCUAGUUAAUAUUUAUUAUUAGAUUUAUUGAAGCACGAUCUGUGGACUAGAAGGUAUGAUGAGACGUACGAUAGGCGAUUUGCGACAUGUUCUUCUGGCUUAAGUAUUAUGCAUGACUAGGGUUACCAUAUGGAACAAUUAUAUAUUCUAGUCGGUACAAGCAAUAUUUUUUAAAUUAUUAUAUUAGUUAUUUUAGUAUAAUAUUAAAUUUCAUGAUUAACCAAUUGUAUUGGAAACUCAUUUAAUCGAAAUGCUUGUUCAAAUUGAUUAAUGGAUUUUUUUUUU
Messenger RNA from Achroia grisella, 5358 nucleotides. RefSeq names its product protein nervous wreck (gene nwk). Gene Ontology annotation, molecular function: protein binding. The record is from RefSeq and is a predicted model, not a curated record. NCBI's taxonomy places the organism in Eukaryota, Metazoa, Arthropoda, Insecta, Lepidoptera, Pyralidae. Gene Ontology annotation, biological process: neuromuscular synaptic transmission; regulation of actin filament polymerization. The transcript has 18 exons. The coding region runs from base 56 to 3076 and encodes 1006 amino acids. Gene Ontology annotation, cellular component: neuromuscular junction; recycling endosome.